Pantherophis guttatus is the source of this 5403-nucleotide messenger RNA. It is a transcript of the gene ZNF521, whose product is annotated as zinc finger protein 521. Gene Ontology annotation, cellular component: nucleus. Gene Ontology annotation, biological process: regulation of transcription by RNA polymerase II. Gene Ontology annotation, molecular function: DNA-binding transcription activator activity, RNA polymerase II-specific; RNA polymerase II cis-regulatory region sequence-specific DNA binding. The record is from RefSeq and is a predicted model, not a curated record. NCBI's taxonomy places the organism in Eukaryota, Metazoa, Chordata, Lepidosauria, Squamata, Colubridae.
UCUUUUUUCUUAUUUUAUUUUUGUUUGGCAACCUUGGCAUCAGUUUUUUUUUCCUGCUUAAUUUUAUCAUCGUUCUUAUUUGAUUUUUUUUUUUACAAAGAGGUGAUUGUAAACAAGCCAAGUGAUUUUUUUCUUUUUUUAAAAAAAACCCUUUUUCCUUCUUGAAGGCAGCUAUCGUAGGGGUGGGGGAAACCCAAAUUAUCAGGUUGUUUUUAUGCGUUUUUGUGUUUUUAAAGAAAGCAAACAUGUAAAUUUUAUGUAAAUUUUAGUUAUUAAAAAUAAAAUUAAAGAGUCCUAGUGAAGAUUUUUUUAGUGGCUAUCGGCAUUUCCCCCUCUUUUGUUUUGCAUUUUGCGAACAUUUUCCUUGGUGCCUUUUUGAGUGGGGGGUUCCUAAAAGGGGGGGGGCUGCUGGAGGUUGAAGGGGGGUGAAGAUUUAAAGCUUGGAAAGUUUUCGUGCAGCUGCUGGAGCAAAGCUCUGAGCCCCCCAAGCUAGCCGCCAGUAGAGAGAGGGAGGGAGAAAGAGAGGUAGCGGAGGAGAGUCUUUCCAGGGUUCUCAUCGGUUGUAAGAAAGUGUAGUUUCUUAGCGGGCUGACAUUGAAACAACUUCAGCUGUUUACUUUUAGGAUGUCUCGUCGCAAGCAAGCUAAACCAAGAGCACUCAAAGUAGAAGAAAAUGAAUCAGAGGACCAGGAAGGAGUGGAACAAUCAGCAGUGCCGACAGAUCUGAACUGUAAACUAGAAGACAGGACAGACGAUAGAGAGUUGAUAGAUUGUAAGAAAAGACCGGAAGAAGGGGAGGAAUUAGAGGAAGAAGCUGUGCACAGCUGUGACAGCUGCCUCCAGGUGUUCGAGUCAUUGAGUGACAUCACAGAGCACAAGAUUAAUCAAUGUCAACUGACAGAUGGAGUAGACAUCGAAGAUGAUCCUUCCUGCUCAUGGCCAGCUUCUUCACCCUCUAGUAAAGAUCAGACUUCCCCAAGCCAUGGAGAUGGUUGUGACUUUGGUGAAGAAGAAGGUGGCCCAGGAUUGCCCUACCCAUGCCAGUUUUGUGACAAGUCUUUUAGCCGCCUCAGCUAUCUAAAGCACCACGAGCAAAGUCACAGCGACAAGCUCCCUUUCAAGUGCACCUAUUGCAGCCGCCUCUUCAAACAUAAACGGAGCCGAGAUCGCCAUAUUAAACUUCACACAGGAGAUAAGAAGUACCACUGUAGUGAAUGUGAUGCAGCAUUUUCAAGAAGUGAUCACCUUAAAAUUCAUUUGAAGACUCAUACCUCUAACAAGCCAUAUAAGUGUGCCAUUUGCCGACGUGGAUUUCUCUCCUCUAGUUCACUUCAUGGACACAUGCAAGUUCAUGAGAGAAACAAAGAUAGUUCUCAAUCUGCCUCCCGGAUGGAGGAUUGGAAAAUGAAGGACACUCAGAAAUGCAGUCAAUGUGAAGAAGGUUUCGAUUUUCCAGAAGAUCUUCAGAAACACAUAGCAGAAUGCCACCCAGAGUGUUCCCCAAAUGAAGACCGAGCUGCUCUUCAGUGUGUUUACUGCCAUGAACUCUUUGUAGAGGAAAGUUCACUAGUAAAUCACAUGGAGCAGGCUCAUAAUGGAAUGGAAAAGAAACAUAUGUGCAGUAUUUGCUCAGAGAACUUCCAUACUGUCGAAGAGCUCUAUAGCCACAUGGAUAGUCACCAGCAGCCAGAAUCAUGCAACCAUAGUAAUAGCCCCUCUUUAGUGACAGUUGGUUACACCUCAGUCUCUAGCACCACUCCAGAUUCAAAUCUCUCAGUAGAUAGCUCAACUAUGGUUGAAGCAGUUCCCCCAAUCACAAAAGGACGUGGAAGAAAACGGACAGCCCAGCAGGUGGCAGAUAUCACUGGGCCUUCAAAUAAACAAGCCAAGGUUGCUUAUAGUUGCAUUUAUUGCAACAAGCAGUUAUUUUCAAGCCUUGCAGUACUGCAAAUACAUUUGAAAACUAUGCAUUUAGAUAAACCUGAGCAAGCCCAUAUUUGUCAGUAUUGUCUAGAAGUGUUACCUUCACUUUACAACCUAAAUGAGCAUCUGAAACAAAUACAUGAAGCGCCAGAUCCCGCACUGAUCGUCUCUACCAUGCCUUCUAUGAUCUACCAGUGUAACUUCUGCUCAGAAGUUUUCAAUGACCUCAACUCUCUUCAGGAACAUAUUCGAUGUACUCAUGGAUUUGGAAAUCCAGCUGCUAAAGACAGUAAUGCAUUCUUUUGUCCUCAUUGUUAUAUGGGGUUUCUUACUGAUUCUUCCUUGGAAGAGCAUAUUAGACAAGUCCAUUGUGAUCUUAGCAGUUCUCGUUUUGGUUCUCCUGUAUUAGGUACCCCUAAAGACCCAGUCGUUGAAGUAUAUUCUUGCUCUUACUGCACAAAUUCUCCAAUAUUUAAUAGUGUUCUUAAACUGAAUAAGCAUAUAAAGGAGAACCAUAAGAACAUUCCAUUAGCACUAAAUUACAUUCAUAAUGGGAAGAAAUCUAGAGCCAUGAGCCCGUUGUCUCCAGUUACUAUAGAACAGACAUCAUUAAAGAUGAUGCAGGCUGUUGGUGGUGCUCCCCCACGCUCGGCUGGUGAGUACAUCUGCAAUCAGUGUGGUGCUAAAUACACCUCCCUGGAUGGUUUUCAGACUCAUUUAAAAACACAUCUUGACACUGUCCUGCCCAAAUUGACUUGCCCUCAGUGCAAUAAGGAGUUUCCAAACCAAGAGUCCCUGCUGAAGCACGUGACGAUCCAUUUCAUGAUAACCUCCACAUACUACAUCUGUGAAAGUUGUGAUAAACAGUUUACUUCCGUGGAUGACUUGCAGAAGCACUUACUUGACAUGCACACCUUUGUGUUUUUCCGUUGUACAUUGUGUCAAGAGGUCUUUGACUCCAAAGUUUCCAUUCAGCUUCAUCUGGCUGUGAAGCAUAGCAAUGAGAAGAAGGUGUACAGGUGUACAUCUUGCAACUGGGAUUUCCGCAAUGAGACAGACCUGCAGCUCCAUGUUAAGCACAAUCAUUUGGAGAAUCAAGGCAAAGUACACAAGUGUAUUUUUUGUGGUGAGUCUUUUGGUACGGAAGUGGAACUCCAGUGCCAUAUCACAACACACAGCAAAAAAUACAACUGCAAGUUCUGCAGCAAAGCAUUUCAUGCUAUCAUAUUGCUGGAAAAACACUUGAGGGAGAAGCAUUGCGUUUUUGAAACAAAAACUCCCAAUUGUGGAACCAACGGAGCAUCUGAACCAGUUCAGAAGGAAGAAGUAGAGCUACAGACAUUGCUGACCAACAGCCAGGAAUCCCACAACAGCCAUGAUGGAAGUGAAGAAGACGUUGAUACAUCUGAACCUAUGUAUGGAUGUGACAUUUGUGGAGCAGCCUACACAAUGGAGUCUCUCUUGCAAAACCACCAACUUCGGGAUCACAAUAUCCGACCUGGGGAAAGUGCCAUCAUAAAGAAAAAGGCAGAGCUGAUAAAAGGGAACUACAAGUGUAAUGUGUGCUCGCGAACAUUUUUCUCUGAAAAUGGGCUUCGUGAACAUAUGCAGACACAUUUGGGUCCAGUGAAACACUAUAUGUGCCCAAUAUGUGGCGAGAGAUUCCCAUCGCUUCUGACUCUCACUGAACAUAAGGUCACACACAGUAAGAGCCUUGAUACAGGAAACUGCAGGAUUUGCAAAAUGCCACUCCAGAGUGAGGAAGAAUUCUUGGAGCAUUGUCAGAUGCAUCCUGACUUGCGAAACUCCUUAACAGGAUUCCGAUGUGUGGUUUGCAUGCAGACGGUGACUUCUACUUUGGAGCUGAAGAUCCACGGGACGUUCCACAUGCAAAAGACAAGCACCAGUGCCGCAGUGCAGACUACAGGGCGAAUACAGCAUCUUCAGAAAUUGUACAAAUGUGCUUCUUGUCUGAAAGAAUUUCGCUCAAAACAGGACUUGGUAAAACUUGACAUUAACGGUUUACCAUAUGGGCUGUGUGCCAUUUGUGUUAAUCUCAGCAAAAGUGGUAGCCCAGGUAUGAACAUACCUUCAAGCAGCAAUAGACAAGGCAUGGGCCAGAAUGAGAAUCUGAGUUCCGUUGAGAACAAAAGCAAGGGAGGACUGAAGACUCGCUGUUCAAGUUGCAAUGUAAAAUUUGAAUCAGAAAGUGAACUUCAAAACCACAUCCAGUCAGUCCAUAGAGAGCUCAUCCCAGACAGCAAUAGUACACAUUUGAAAACACCACAAGUAUCACCAAUGCCCAGAAUCAGCCCAUCACAAUCAGAAGAGAAAAAGACCUAUCAGUGCAUCAAGUGCCAGAUGGUUUUCUACAAUGAGUGGGAUAUCCAGGUUCAUGUUGCAAACCACAUGAUUGAUGAAGGACUAAACCAUGAAUGCAAAUUGUGCAACCAGACAUUUGAUUCUCCUGCCAAACUCCAGUGCCAUCUAAUAGAGCACAGUUUUGAAGGAAUGGGAGGGACCUUCAAGUGUCCAGUCUGUUUUACAGUAUUUGUUCAAGCCAACAAAUUGCAGCAACAUAUUUUUUCAGCCCAUGGGCAAGAAGACAAGAUCUAUGACUGCACACAAUGUCCACAGAAGUUCUUCUUUCAAACAGAAUUGCAGAAUCAUACGAUGACCCAACAUAGCAGUUAGUGCAAGGCCCAGUUCUUCAGAAGAAGAAUCUUUGCAGGACAAAAAAAAAAGGGAACAUGUUUUACUCUUUGCACGAGACUCUCAUUGUUAAUAUAUAUUAUUCAGAAACAUUGUAUUGUACCAUAAAACCUGUAUUAUGGAAACUGUUGGAUGUUCAUGUGUUUGAACUUUUGAGCACCGGAGAGACUUCCUGUAUAUAAAGUGUUGCACAUGUAUUAUGUUGUCUGAUACUAAAAUGGUCUUAUAAAGACAAGUGGACUUGGGCCCUAUUCAAGCAGGACUAAGAGAAUAAUUAUAAUACCAACAACAUAUAAAAGGGAAAUAUGGCUUAAGGAAAAACAAAAAAGCGGUGAUACAGUACAAACCUUUUGGCCUUCCUUUUGUUCAAGCUUAUGUCUACAAUCUCUGUCUUUUGGUAUUCAAAUGGAUGAAUUCAAGAAUAUUUUUAGUGCCGAAGAAGACGAACAAGAACAAGAAGAAGACUCUCCAAGCAGGACCCCAGCUGAAUAUGGCCUGUAUAUAUUUGUAAGCCUUGCGAUAUGACAGAUAGCAUUACCAUAUAUGCAAUAGUUGUUAUGUAGAUUGUCAAAGAAACUUUUUUCCUGGAUACCAUUUGAAGCUUUUGAGUGUUCAAGACUUUUCCUUAAUGAUGUCACAUGGCCAAAUUUUUGAAUCAGUUGAACUAACCUGUAUGUUACUGUUAUUAAUGUUUACUCUGCAGUCUGAACCUGGAGAUUACUGGAAUGGUUUUCCAAGAAGAAAUAAAUUCAGUUUACCAUUACAUAA